This is a messenger RNA of Cydia amplana, 1744 nucleotides long. RefSeq names its product proteoglycan Cow (gene Cow). Lineage: Eukaryota; Metazoa; Arthropoda; Insecta; Lepidoptera; Tortricidae. The record is from RefSeq and is a predicted model, not a curated record. Gene Ontology annotation, biological process: anatomical structure development. The coding region runs from base 1 to 1710 and encodes 569 amino acids. Gene Ontology annotation, molecular function: calcium ion binding; protein binding; collagen binding. The transcript has 14 exons.
AUGGAUUGGCGGUGGGUGCGCGAGCCGCAGUGUGCGGCGCGCCUCCACGCCGACCGACCGUCUCACACAGCAGCCAUGCGCGGUGUGCUACUCGCGCUGCUGGGCGCCGUCGCGCUGGGCCUGCCCGCCGCCGCGCGCCGUGUCGACCAGGACUUCGAGUUCGACGACGAUGUGGAGGGAACGGCGCGGCGCCCGCGGCGGUACCUGUAUGACCCGAACAGCCCGCUGUGCCACGCACUGGUGUGCGCGCGCCGCGAGCAGUGCGUGCUGCGCGACGAGCGCACCGCGCUCUGCGCAGACCGCGCGCGCCUCCUGCGCAACGGAGAUGUGGUGGUGAACGCGGACUCCGAAGCGGCCCGCGAGGACGACGUGUUCUAUGAGUCGUCCGCACCCGCAGGCGGCGGCGGCGGCGCGGGCGGCGGCGCCGGCGACCAGCGCUGCGUCGGCUGCGGCUCCGUGCCAAGGGCACAGUUCCUAUGCGGCUCCGACAACCGAACAUACUCAUCCCUCUGCCGCCUCGACUUGCACAACUGCGUGCGCCGGCCCGCGCCGCCCGUGGCGCUCGCAUGCCGCGGGUUCUGCCCCUGCCGCCACCGCGCAAAGGACUCAUCUGAACAUGACGUGAGCUUGCCGUGUUAUGUGUGUCGCUAUACCCAGGAGUGGCCCCGCCGCGGCCGGCGCCGGGGCCGGCGGCCCGCCGCGCGCGACGACGCCCCGCCGGCGCGGCGCCGCGAGCGCCCCGCCCCGCCCGCCGCCGAGGGCUGCGCGCCCGACAAGAUGGCCGACCGGCUGCUCGACUGGUUCUCCGUGCUCAUGGACGAGGCUGGCGAGUCGCCGCCCGACCGACGUGGGUUCCCUCGCGACUGUAAGCCGGAGACGCGCUGGAUGUUCGCGCACCUCGACACCGACGGGGAUGGGAUGUUGUCGUCGACCGAACUGUAUGCGCUUCGGCACGACGCGCGCGAGCGCUGCCUGCGGCCGUUCCUGUCGGGCUGCGGCGCGGGCGCCGGGCUGGUGCCGCGCGCGGGCUGGUGCGGCUGUCUGCGCCGCGCCGCGCGACCCUGUCUCGCUCUGGCUAGAGCACACGCGGCCAGGGCGGCGGGCGGAUACGUGCCCGCAUGCGACGCGGCCGGCUACUACCGACCCAGGCUGGCUGGUGCGGCUGUCUGCGCCGCGCCGCGCGACCCUGUCUCGCUCUGGCUAGAGCACACGCGGCCAGGGCGGCGGGCGGAUACGUGCCCGCAUGCGACGCGGCUGGCUACUACCGACCCAGGCUGGUGCGGCUGUCUGCGCCGCGCCGCGCGACCCUGUCUCGCUCUGGCUAGAGCACACGCGGCCAGGGCGGCGGGCGGAUACGUGCCCGCAUGCGACGCGGCCGGCUACUACCGACCCAGGCAGUGCCACGCCGCGCUGGGCGUGUGCUGGUGCGUGGACGCGCACGGGCAGGAGCUGCCCGGGUCUAGAGGCAAGGGCGCGCCCACGUGUCCUGGCGAAAAGCUGUCAGCGAACGCUAUCAGCUUGAGCAACGAGACGGGCGAAGACGCGCAAGAAGCGCAGGAGCGAGCACGCGACAAGCACGAGCACGCGCACGACGGCGCCGAGCGCGAGCGCGCCGAGCACGAGCGCGCCGAGCACGACGCGCGCGGCGCGCCCGCCGACGACGAGGACGCGCUCGCCGCCGGCAGCGGCGACGCCGAGCUGCGCUUCUGAACACCACGAGCGAGCUGUUGCAUAAACACGACCC